ACAAACGAAACGACGCAGUUUUAAGGUUAAUCUCUCUCAAACUCUUGUCUCCUAAAUGGGUCUUAGCCAAACAGCAACCGUACUCGUCGCGGUUUUCGCGUUUUGUCUGGUAGCUGUAGCGGCACAGCUCGCCUACGUUUUGUGGUGGAAACGUAGGUUUCGUCGUCGGAGUAUCGCUGGCUCACAACUCGACGCUUUCUCCUCCCGCGGCGGUGACCCGACGGCUACACCACCGCCUUCGAAAGAGCUUCUUUACUUCUUCUUGUUCUGUCUCGAAAACAAACAGUUCCGAAUAGGAUCCGCCACCGCUCCGCCCCUCCCUGCAGCUGCUCCUCCGGUUAAUGACGUGGCGUCGAAGUGGUCAAUAAACGGAGAAAAUUUACUUUGCGGACCUUCGGAGACUUUGUUUACCAUCGCUGAAGACUAUACUAGCGAGUCUGAUCAUCGGACGGGUGAUAUUGAUCCACGUGGUAGCAUCUCUACGGAUGAUCAUGUGAAGGAUGAUGAAGUGAAAGAGGAGAUUAUUGUGACUGAUGGAAGCGACGACGAGGUUGACUUUAGCGACUAUAAUCUCGACGGAUCGACGCCGUUUUCUACUCCAUGUGCUUCGCCGCCGUUUUACACGCCGUCUCCUUCUCCGAUUCGUGAUGAUCUUUCUAAGACGGUACGUGAGGAGCGUUUGUACGGCUGAGAUAGGUUUAGUACUCCGAUUAACCGGAUAUUGACCCGGUCAAAGAUACGGUGUCAAUCAGAGAUGGGUUAAUUAGUUUCCAUAAGGUUUGUUUUUUUAAUUAUGAGUUUUAACCGUGAUUUAACCAAAUUAUAAACCGAACGGGAACCU
Molecule: messenger RNA, 841 nt
Organism: Arabidopsis arenosa
Lineage: Eukaryota; Viridiplantae; Streptophyta; Magnoliopsida; Brassicales; Brassicaceae
Source: the annotation of a GenBank genome assembly